UUGCAUUUUGUUACAACCUCGAUCAUCAAGACCUCGUAUUUCUACAGUUUGUUCCUAUUACUGGGGACAUGUAUUAGAGUUGGCGACGGAGUGUUCAGAUUUUGCCAUCGCGGAAUGUGGCAUGAAUUCCAAGAAGGCGAUUGUCCAUUUGGUCUUUUAUUCAACGAAAGAAUAAACGCACCCUGUUUUUACACAUUGAAUGAAAAUUCUUCAGCAAGAAUUUGGCCAACUAUUUGUGACGAUACACCUUUCCUCAGUAGUAGUCACGAAAAAAAUCUCGGGAUUUUGGGCCAAGACUUUGUUCUCGCUCAAAAAAAUGGCAAAAUUCAGCUAAUUCAAUACGAAGGAGUAACUAAUUUAUCUAUUCAGACUCAAAUAUGGAACGACGUAGUGGAUAUGUCCACUUGUGAAGAUUUAUGUUACCGAAGCAUUGAAAAUGACAAAGUUCCACCGAGUCGAACCUCUCACGAGGAGGGCGAUUCUGUCGAAAUCUUGCCCGUCCAUCGUGGAGAAAUCAAUGAAACGCAGAGAAUGGCUGUAACCGAUCAAACCCUCCGACUUGGGGAUUAUUUAUUUGACGAGCUUAAUACAGAGGAAUUCAACAGAAGGUCAGAUGGAUAUGGGCCGGAUUUAAGAAUUGUCCAGUUGUAUAAAACCAGUAUCAGAAUUCUUGCCAAGACUUGUCCCGAUCCAUUCAUCCCUGAAGAUUUCAGAAACCGUAUAUUGUCUGGAUUCCUAUUUCUGGUUCAGGACACAGGAAUUGGCGAAGUUGACGAUAUUUCGGCAGAAGAAUUUGAAGAAAUUAUGGCUGCUUUGAGAUCUUGUGAGAAUAUGAAUCCCACUUUUCGUCUCGAAGGAACAGUCUGUUCCAUGAAAACUAUUGCAAGUGAAAUCAUAAAAAUUCUACCCGACGGGGAAGAGCUUGAAACAUCUUUCAGGCCGGUGGACUGGGAUAAAUCGAUAACCGCAUUUCCUUACCGACAUUACGACCCUUUUGCGGAAUUUGCCUGGCAAGCAGUGACCGUAGUGCAUGGAACUUGUUUCGCUACUUUUAAACCUAAUGCAAAUAUGCACCACAAAUACACGGCAUCGAUGGAAAAGCUAUUCGGAGACAAGAUUCGGUUCAGGUGGGAAAAUCCCACACAGCUAGAAGACUCGAGAAUGUGGGGGACUUGGUUCCUGGCAGAUUUGGACACGACAUACAUGAAUUUUGGAGCCUGCAUGUCCGGAGCGUAUGAAGGAGCCCCCUUUGCAAUGAAGCUGGACAGGCCGAUUGACAAAUUGCGGAAAAGUGGAGGACGAAGAUCCCAAAGGCAGCGAAGGGACGCGGAACAAGCACCGAGUAAUGAUGACGCCACAUACAUUCCCAUCGGGUCACACGUCGAAAACAAGCUGACCAAAAUCACUGCCACUGAAAUGGACGACGGGACGGUCAGCACUGAGAACGACACCGAUGACGACGCCAUUCAAAGCUAUUGGAAGUACUACCGCUCAACUGGAGGCGUCACAGAAAAGUUGAAGGGGGAUGUACAGUGUUUUCACUCGGCGGAAAAGAGGAGCUUGGUUUUAGAAGAGUUAAAGGAAUCAAUGUGCACAUCAAGAAGGGAAGAUUUAUUAAUUACAAAUGACGAGAAGAGAUAAUGAUUAGGUUAAAAAAUAAUGUAAUAAUUUGUAAGAAUAAAUGAAAGUAAUUUUUAUAAUAAUGCAAUUAUAUAAUGCAAUAAAAAUAUUGUUAAACUGUUGUACACGGAAUAAUCACGUUUAGGUCAAAAUACCCAUACGUCAAGUAGUACAUCAUUUUCAUACGUAGGAUAACUCAGGAUUAGGUCCCGGCCUGACUAGGCAGGUCACAUCGCCAACACUUACAAAUAUGUAUUUAUGUCAUUAAAUUCUUUGUGAAAUGAAAUAUUAAAUGCAAACUUAUUUUCAUGUCGA
Folsomia candida is the source of this 1935-nucleotide messenger RNA. RefSeq lists its product as uncharacterized. NCBI's taxonomy places the organism in Eukaryota, Metazoa, Arthropoda, Collembola, Entomobryomorpha, Isotomidae. The record is from RefSeq and is a predicted model, not a curated record. The transcript has 9 exons. The coding region runs from base 115 to 1641 and encodes 508 amino acids.